GACCGCGCGAUUCAGUCUUACCGCGAUCGAGCAACCGCGGCCACGGCAUCAGGUGAUCCGAAAGCCGUACAGCCGACAAUACGCGACACUGACACGCGUCGAACUCGAGUGUAAACGCGUCUCAUCUCACCCAGAUCCACAGAUCCCGUCUUCAUGAGUGGGGACCCAGAGUAUAUCACCACGAACUAUAACAUGCGCAACAAUGUCAAGCCGUCCUUUUGGGAGCAAAGGACGAGGAUGGAGAAGCGACUCCUGAUGGCGGUUGGUGUGGUGGCUUUACUGGCCGUUGGUUUUCUAGCCGCCUUCCUAGCCGUCAUCCUACUGCGAACCACACCGAGUAACGCUGACGACAUGCCACAAACUAGCGAACUGAGAGUGUCCCCACCCAUGCCGCCAGCAGUUAUAUCCAAGAGCGACCAGGGCGACUUAGUAUGCAACACGCCUGGCUGCGUUCACACAGCUUCCAAGCUGCUCUACAACAUGGAUGAUCAAGUGGAUCCCUGCGACGAUUUUUACGGAUUUUCUUGUGGAUCUUUCCUGAAAAACACAAGGAUCCCCGACGAUAAGACCUCCGUGAAUACCUUUUCCAUCAUCACUGACCAGUUACAAGAGCAGAUCCGAUCUCUCCUAGAUGAGCCCAUCAAGGAAGAUGAACCACGACCGUUCGCGCUUGCGAAGACGCUAUACCAGGCUUGCAUGAACAGAACUGCCAUAGAAGCUCGUGGUGUCCAGCCGUUGCUCGACAUGAUCCAGCGGCUAGGCGGCUGGCCGGUCCUGCAAGGCGAUAGCUGGGACGAGAGGACAUUCUCUUGGGACGAGUCGGUGUACAAGUUCCGCUCAGCAGGGUACUCCGUCGACUACUUCCUGGAUUUCUCCAUCAGCGUCGACGUGAAGAACUCUACAAAACGAAUCAUUGAUCUCGAUCAGGCGUCUUUGGGUUUGAGCCGAGAGUAUUUGAACCGAGGCUUCAGUGACAAACUUGUGGUGGCUUACUAUGAGUACAUGGUGGACAUUGCCACUCUCCUUGGUGCAGAUAGAGCUCGCGCUGAAAUUGAACUGAAAGACUCGCUGAUGUUCGAAAUGAAACUUGCCAAUAUCUCCUUGCCAUUAGAAAAACGUCGUAAUGCAACUAGUCUCUACAAUCCAAUGACGAUCGGAGAACUGCAACAAAAAUUCCCAAGGAUCCCAUGGCUGACAUACAUCAAUCGUCUCCUGGCUCCGCAUAUCCAAGUUGGUUUGGACGAAAUCACCAUUGUUAAUGUGCCUAAAUACAUGUCCGACCUUGAGGAUCUUCUACAAAACACUCCCAAGCGAGUGCAAGCGAACUAUGUGAUGUGGCGUGUGGCUGGUGCGUCAGUGUCUUACUUGACAGAGGACUUGCGUCGUCGCCAGCUGGCGUAUGUGACCGCGCUGUCGGGCAAGACUGAACGUGAGAGCCGUUGGAAGGAAUGUGCUGACACUGCUAGCGUGAGCAUGUCCAUCGCUGUGGGAGCUCUCUACAUCAGGAAAUAUUUCAAUGAAAAUUCGAAAGCCAAUGCAUUGGAAAUGGUGAAUGAUAUUAGACAACAGUUCCGCAAAACGCUUACUGAAGUGGACUGGAUGGACGAAAAGACACGAGAGGAAGCCCUUCACAAGGCAGAUGGCAUGUCAUCUCAUAUCGCCUACCCCAACGAAAUGCUCGACAAUAAGAAACUCACGGAAUUCUACUCUGGGCUGGAGAUGUCUGCUGACAAGCUGAUGGAAUCUGUGCUGAACCUGACUUUGUUCGGCACCGAGUAUCUAUUCAGUAAACUGCGCGAGCCUGUGAACAAGACCGACUGGGUCACGCACGGACGCCCGGCUAUUGUCAACGCGUUUUACUCUUCCAUUGAAAACAGCAUCCAAUUCCCAGCCGGUAUCCUGCAAGGAGCAUUUUUCUCAGCUCAACGCCCAGCUUAUAUGAACUACGGCGCCAUUGGUUUCGUCAUUGGCCACGAAAUCACACACGGUUUUGAUGAUCAGGGUCGACAAUUUGACAAAAACGGGAAUUUGAUCGACUGGUGGCAAGAAAUGACCAAACAGAAAUACUUGGAGAAAGCUAAAUGCAUUAUCGAUCAAUACUCGAACUACACUGUUAAAGAAGUGAACAUGAAACUCAAUGGUGUAAACACUCAGGGUGAGAAUAUUGCCGACAAUGGUGGAAUUAAAGAGGCUUAUUAUGCUUACCAAGCUUGGACGCAACGCCAUGGCGAAGAGGCUAGUCUCCCAGGGCUCGAGAAGUAUAGCCCAAGACAGUUGUUCUGGAUGAGCGCGGCGAACACGUGGUGCUCGGUGUACCGUAACGAAGCCAUCAAGCUGCGGAUCACGACCGGCUUCCACGCGCCCGGCCGCUUCCGCGUCAUCGGCCCCAUGUCCAACAUGGAGGAGUUCGCCGAAGACUUCAGGUGCCCCGUCGGCUCCCCCAUGAACCCCGUCAAGAAGUGCAAAGUGUGGUAAUCGCCCACCACGCCGAGGAAGCUCUCUUGCCCAACAGAAAUCGGACCCAUCACCAGUGUGCCUAGUGCCAGUUUUCAAUGUUUUCAUACUGUGACUAUCGCGUAAUCGUAAACGCGAAUUUCUGAAGAAUAGGCUAGUUGACACUUUUUUUUUCAAAUGGUCUUAAAUAGUCCAUUAUCGUUCUACUAGACUAAAAAUUUUGUGAUUGACAAAAAGCCUGUCGCCCAUGACAGUCUAUAUUUCAACUGUGUCAUGACGUCACUACAAUAAAUCCCAUACACAUGGAGUGUUUGACAAAAAUAUUCGUUAACAAUUAGUUCGACGUUUAGUACAUCAACGGUGUUAAUGACGUCACAAAAUAGACGACAUCGUUUUUGACGUUUGGAAAAUUUAAAAAAUACGUGAUAUUUAAAUUAAGUUUUAAAAGAAAUCCUUAACUUUUAUUGAUUGAUAUCGAUAUAUUUCGGACCCUUAUUCCAUGUAUUACGCGAAAUUAAUAUUGUUUAUAUAAACUACCCUAAUGGCGCUGUUUCAAUACCUUAGAAAAUAGCGUUUACGGUUACGCGAUAGUCACAGUAUGAAAACAUUGAAAGCUAUCACUAGGCGCUCAGACGUAAGCUGUUUCCUCCACACUGAGAAGUUAGAUAGAAACGGACGACAGUCAACAGGUCCGGACUCAAUUAGAUGUUGGAUGUUUUAUGUAAAAUUUUGAUGUUUUAGACGCACGAUAAUAUUAAAAAUGUAAAGACCAACACCAAAGCUUAAUUGAUCAGUAGCAAAUUAUUUAUUAAUAACACUUUAAAGUUUGAACAAAUCACUUUAAAAAAAUGUAUAGCUGUAUGAUUGUCAUGUGCCGAUUAAUUAUAUUUCAAUGUUUUUAAUGCAUUUUAAGUAGGUUUAGGUACUUACUCAUCUAAGUAAUUUAAUGUUAAUUCAAUGUUGGUGAUAUUUUUAGACUGAUCACCGAGAUUGUUGGUCGAUAUGUAUGAAUUUUUAUUUUUUUAAGUUAUUCCGUUAGUAUCAAAAUAUUUCUAUUGUUUGUUCAAUGUAUGAUGGUGAGGAUAGAUCAACGCGUGUGAAGUUGGAUAUUUUUAACCGACUUCAAAAAAAGGAGGAGUUUCUUUGUCAUUUAUUAACCAAUUUUAAAAAUAUUUUUUUAAAAUUGGUUAAAAUGAAAUACGUCUUUGAAGUCGGUUAAAUUUUACAUUGAUUUUUAUUUUCGAUUACGAAAAAUCUGUUAAUACUUACAUACUUAUUAAUACUUACUACACAUAGCUGAUACUUAUUGCCUUUCAAUUAUUGGGCUGAGUUAGAUAUGGUUUUAUCAACAUUUUGAAAGUGUACGUACCGGUUUGGUGAUAUGAAAGCCUUUUUAAAAAAAUUUGCUUCAUAUUAGAUAAAUCGCACAGAUUUAGUGUGUAUUUUUAUAUAAAUAAUAUUUCACAAAAUUUAUAGAACAUUUAAUAAUCCACGCUUAAGGUCUGUUUAUAUCUACAGACAUUUAGCGUGCUAGACACGUGCCGUGGCAGACAAACUAAUAUUCUUAUAUACAGUGUUUAUUAACGUAUUUCUAUCUAUCGUAACGCGGCGACGCAGACGUUGACAGAUUAGCGGAAAGAAUAUUUUGUCUGUGCGUUUCAUGUCUGUAGAGUCCUUUUCAUGAAACCUGAACCAAAAUUGACAGCGCCUUACACAAAUGACACUAAGAACGUCAUUACCUUUUGACAAUGAGCGCCAUUAAGACAUUAGCGCCGCAUCUGGGGGACUUCUUUCAUGAAAAGGACUUUAAGUGUCUCUAACUACCUUUUGGGCAAUGUGAAUAGACGGUGUCUGUGGGUGUCUGCCACACUACUUGUCUGUGACGCACUGUGUCUGUAGAUAUAAACGGACCUUAAACCGUAAAUUUUCAUAUUUAAUAGUUUUGGAAGCGUUAACAAGGCAAUACUUUGUACUAAUAUACUAGAUUUUCUUAUAUAAUGUAUAUUGUAGGCCACGUUUCAUAUUAAGUACAUAAUAUAUUUAACAUAUUUGGUGUAAAUUCAAAUUCUAUUUACCUCCUCACGCAUGUAAUUAACAAUAUAUGUUGGUUUUUUGACACGCAAGCAUAUUAUGUACAAAAUAUGUAUUUAUUUGCCAGUUUAAAAUGACUUACAUAAUUAUUCAUGAUUUCACAACAACAGAGUUUAGCUUAAAUUAUUUUUUAAUUUUAUGAUAUUCAACCGUAAAUAUUUUGUUCAAAACGCGGCGCUUCAAGUCUUUAGGGAUGAUAGAUUUUUCAAAAAAUAAAUCGAUCUUAACAUCCUUUAAAAACUGAAUCUGCAGUCUAAAAUUUUUCCACAACAGUACAAUAAUUUAUCCAAAUGAGUACAUAACGUAAACUGCUUUGUUGUAAUUUAUAUUUUUUUUAUUUCAUGCAGAAUAUACUUUGGUUUGUAUCCAAAAUGCAGUACCAAUCAGUAUUUAAAAUAUACCUUUGCAUAUAAACUACAAGCCCAUGGAUAAAGUUAACCUGUGAAAUGAACCCACGUGUAUAGCGCUUAGAAGGCUGUUACUAUAUCAGAAAAUACUAUGUCGUCAUUUCUAAGCGGUGUAUUUCGAUAAUUAUUUAUUUAAACAAAUAUUAACUAUAAUUUUUGGGCGGCAUUAUUAUUAAACAUUAUUGUCCGUGUUUAAUAAUAUUUUGAUCAUGAUGCCGUACAUUUAUGGUGAUCUUAUAUCAUAUGGGUGUAGGGAUAAGGUUUCGAACCUUGGCUUUCGACCCGUGCGUUGCAAAUAUGUACGGCGUUUGCGGUUAAAGUAUCUGUAUAUGUGUACAAAAGAAAUUAUCUAUAUAUAAAAAUAAGCUUCUGGAAUUAUCGUCAAAUUAAAAAUUUGCACUAGCUUCUUAUUCUGGCACCACCACUUUUGUACGGCACUAGAUAUUAUUAGUGGCUAGUUACCACCCUACCGACAAAGACGUACCGCCAAGCGAUUUAGCGUUCCGGUACGAUGUCGUGUAGAAACCGAAAGGUGUGGAUUUUCAUCCUCCUCCUAACAAGUUAGCCCGUUUCCAUCUUAGACUGCAUCAUCACUUAUCAUCAGGUGAGAUUGUAGUCAAGGGCUUGUACAGAAUAAAAAAAAAGAUAUUUCAACAUUUAAUAUUAAUCAUCUAUAGGUACGCCUAUAUGAAAGCCGUACAUUAAUAAUUAGUCGUAAUUCCUCAUUUGUACCUGAGAUAUUCCAUUCACUUACGUACCGCUCAGAAAUGACGGCAUAGUGCUCAGAGUUAUUUCCACAGAGAUACAGCUUUCUAAGCGUACAGAGUAACAGCCUUCUAAGCGCUAUUCACGUUGGUUCAUUUCACAGACUAAUUUUUUUCAAGGGUUAAUUUUUUGUAAUCUAAUAGGUAUUGAACAAAAACUGUUAAAAGGCAUACCUACACACUAAGCGGAUAUUCCUUUACAUAGCACAGUGAUAAUUUAAUGUUAGCAUAAGUUCUUAGUUAAGUAUUACUAGAGGCGGAUUAUAUGAACGGCAAACCAGCCACUUGGUAUCAUGAAAGGGCGGGCAAACAAAGAAAAAGAAUUAUAAUAAAAUAAUUGUGCUAGUAAUAUUUGGCGUAAACUCCAUAUAUGUACUUGUAAUUAAACGCCAUGUUUACUAGGUACUAGUGGGAAUGUAUAAUAUGCUAGCUUUUGCCGAUGAUUCCUUAUAACAUCAAGUAGCUGCCAGUGGAAGUCCCGUCUAAAACGGCCCAGUCAUUAAGAUUUGCUAGAACAAAGUGACAGUUAAUUCUUUAAAAUUGUAAAAGAAUAUUUUUUAAAUAUGUACCGUAUAACCUUUCAUUUGAAUUCAGUGAAAAGCUGAUAAUUAAUUAAACAUUACAAUGAGACAUUUAAAUUUUAUUUAUUUGUAUAGAUACUUACUGUACUCGUGUAGCCUCCUAAGGGUGUCAUAAAGUGCUUGACUGGGACGCUUUCGAUAUUUAAUCCGCCACUAAGUAUAACUUUUUGGAUAAUCUUAUUGUUGUAAACAUUGGAAAACCAAUAAAAAAUUUGUAUUGAUAA
Molecule: messenger RNA, 6521 nt
Organism: Bicyclus anynana (squinting bush brown)
Lineage: Eukaryota; Metazoa; Arthropoda; Insecta; Lepidoptera; Nymphalidae
Gene: Nep2
Product: neprilysin-2
Exons: 17
Coding region: 154-2475 (773 amino acids)
Biological process (GO): protein processing
Cellular component (GO): plasma membrane
Molecular function (GO): metalloendopeptidase activity
Source: RefSeq, a predicted model, not a curated record